This is a messenger RNA of Acaulospora morrowiae, 606 nucleotides long. NCBI's taxonomy places the organism in Eukaryota, Fungi, Glomeromycota, Glomeromycetes, Diversisporales, Acaulosporaceae. The record is from the annotation of a GenBank genome assembly.
AUGGGCUGUCAAGAGCUAAAAGAAUUUGAUAAUCUCGAACUUUUGCUUAAUAGGUUAAACCAUGAUAACAUAAGUCCACCAGCGCUUUGCGACCCGCUGGAAAUUACAAAACGAUUUAAUAACAAAAUCAGGUCCAUGAAUGCUUGGAUUAUAUUGUACAUAAAUGUACUUUGUGAGGCAGAAAAGUUGAAUAUAUAUAAUGUUCGCGUAAUUAAAAGGGUAACAGAGAUAGUAUGGAACAGGGCCAACUCUGACGACAAGAGAAUGUGGCGUGACCGGGCAAGAGAAGGAUACAAAAAAUCGCAUGAUUAUUGCGGUGGCACAGAACAUUAUCAGAUCCGUACCAUAAUGACUAGCCCACGAAUUCAAGAUGACAUUCAAACUCUUCAAGCUCGUCAUGAUUUGCCAGCUGUCCCAAAUGUGGCUUCAGCUCCCGCAGUAUCAACGACAGUACAUCGUUGUCCUUGUGCUAGUUAUCAAGAAAGGCAAUUCAACGUCCUUCAAGGAGUCAACUCCGAAAAUACCUUUGGCUUGGAAAAGAAAGUAAUUCCUUCAAAAAAAUUUCAAGAUGUGAUAAUUGACGGCGAUCCAGAAUAUCCAUUUUAA